GGCAGCCGGUCGAGUGGCGGAAGUGGUGUGAGCGAGGUGAUCCCGCAGUGUAGGAGCCGCGCGGGGCUGGGACGCAGAGCUGAGGCCACUGCUUCACCUCCCCCCGACCACGUGAGGAUGACGCGCUUCGCCCUGACCGUUGUCCGGCAUGGGGAAACAAGAUUGAACAAAGAGAAAGUACUUCAAGGACAAGGAAUAGAUGAACCUCUUUCGGAGACUGGAUUUAAACAAGCGGCUGCUGCUGGGAGAUUUAUGAGUAAAGUGAGGUUUACUCAUGCUUUCUCCAGCGACCUCACGCGGGCAAAGCAGACCAUGCAUGGGAUUUUGAAGCACAACCUGUUUUGCAAAGAUAUGACAGUACAGUAUGAUUCAAGACUUCGAGAAAGGAAAUAUGGGGCUGCGGAAGGCAAGCCUCUAAGUGACCUGAGGAACAUGGCCAAAGAAGCUGGGGAAGAAUGCCCUUUCUUUACACCUCCCGGAGGAGAGACGUUAGACCAGGUGGAAAUGCGUGGAAAACAGUUUUUUGAAUUUCUAUGUCAGCUAAUCCUGAAAGAAGCAGAUCAAAAGCAACAGUUUUCUCCAGGAGCUCCAAGCAACAAUCUGGAAACUUCUUUGGCAGAGAUAUUUCCUUUAGAAACAAACUACAGCUCUGAAGUUAACUCCGACAGUGGUGCUCCAGGAUUAGUGGCCAGUGUCUUAGUCGUGAGUCAUGGUGCUUACAUGAGAAGCCUGUUUGGUUAUUUUCUGACUGACCUUAAGUGUUCCUUACCAGCAUCUCUGAGAAAAUUUGAACUUUCGUCAGUCAGUCCCAAUACUGGGAUCAGUCUCUUCAUCAUAAGCUUUGAGAAAGGAAAAGAACCUACACCGAAGUGUGUUUGUAUGAACCUACAGGAUCAUCUUAAUGAAGUGACCAAAACACUCUCAGUUUAGAUCUGCAUCAAAAUUCUAACAGUUUUGAGCUUCUGAAGGGAGUGCCUUUGGCUUACUUUAUUUCCGUCCUUUGCUAGUGCUAAUUCGGAAAUAGUUAAAAAUCAUAUUAUAAACUCUUCUGGAAUGUCAGCAACAUCACACAGUAGUGGAAAGCCAUUUAGAAUUGACUUAUGUUGUCUUGAGUGCAGCCUGUGUUUUCCACCCUGCUUGAUCCCAUCUCUGAGUGAUAAAUGGAAGGAACUCAGUGUUGCAAGUUGGGGGAUUCACAUCCUUAUUAUAGAAAUUUUUUUCCCCUUUUAAAAAAUGUUUGUUUGUUUUUUCUUUAAUGAAAAAAUUAGCCUAUUUCAUUGAUUGAUUCUUGGUAAGAUAAUGAAUAUUUUUUACUAUCACAUCCAAGUCUUGAAAGAACUAUUUAUAUUUCCCAUUGCAUAUUUAUAGUUACUGUUAUAUUUUGAAAGAAAAGUUCUUUAAAUGGAAAAUUCAUUCCGUUAUAAGUCUAUAUAUAAAGUAAAAUGAUAAAAUGACACUAAAAUCUUUUACUUAGAAACAAGCUGUUGGAUUAUUAUUUUUUUUUUAUUCAAGAGGGCUUGAAAUGUAGAUGAAUGCAGAUUAUGAGUGCAGAGCAACCUGGGGGAGGAGGUUAAGACAUCAUUUGACUAAAACACAUCACAGAUGGAAGCCCUGGGCAGAAGGUAAAAGAGCAGUGUGCUCUUUUAUCUUGCAAAACACAAAGUCAGUGGAAGCCAAGAAAGUCCCCCAAAGAAGUUUGACUCAGAGAGUAAAGACCACUAUCCACUUGCUUCUUCUUUAUCCUGUAGGCUGAAGAAUUUCCAGUUUGG
Molecule: messenger RNA, 1769 nt
Organism: Urocitellus parryii (Arctic ground squirrel)
Lineage: Eukaryota; Metazoa; Chordata; Mammalia; Rodentia; Sciuridae
Gene: Tigar
Product: TP53 induced glycolysis regulatory phosphatase
Biological process (GO): negative regulation of glycolytic process; regulation of pentose-phosphate shunt
Cellular component (GO): cytosol
Molecular function (GO): fructose-2,6-bisphosphate 2-phosphatase activity
Source: RefSeq, a predicted model, not a curated record